AUGGAAGAGCAUGGCAAGGCGCUGGCCGAUCUGACGGCGGCUAUCGCGGCGAUGACGGCGAAGAUCGACGAGAUCCAUCCAGUCGUCCUCGAGUUCCAAGGGUGGAGGCCAACGAUCGAGCAAUCGGUCAAGGAUCUGCGAGCAGAGGUGGGCGAUCUGCGCGCGCAACUGUGGGACAAGGGCAAGGCGGCGGAUCCAGCCGCGCCGUUGCGCGCCCCUCCGCCAACAGGAUCCUCGCAGGCGCCGUCACAGCAACAGGCGCCCCUGCUCCUUCGACCACCACCGAUCCGACUGGGGGAUCUGCCACCAAUUCCAGGUCAGGUGGCGGACGAGCCCUUCCAGCGGGUGGAGGAGCCACUACCAGCUUCGGGUGGCGACGGCCACGGGCCAAUUGGCCACGGCAGGACAACAAUCCACCGGGGGAUGUCACCGGGGGAGCACACCCCGAGGGCGCCUCCGGUCACCGGUAUGCACAAUUUCCAGUCUCUGCUCGGGGAGGGUUCAUUCUGUGGGGAGCGCAACUAUCAUAGAUUUCCACCACCACCACGUUUCGAUUUUCCGCUGUUCGACGGGGAUGCUCCCCGAGCUUGGCGGCUGAAAUGCGAGGCAUAUUUCAGAGUGUGUACCCUUAGUCCGGAUGCAUGGGUGAGCUGCGCCGCGAUGUACUUCAUCGACGGAGCUUUAUCUUGGUUGCAAUCUACCAAGGCUCACCUGAUUUACACUGAUUGGGGCACCUUUGCUGAAGCGGUCUGUGUGCAGUUCGGGCGUGAGGAAUUUUAG
This is a messenger RNA of Triticum turgidum subsp. durum (durum wheat), 780 nucleotides long. The record is from the annotation of a GenBank genome assembly. Lineage: Eukaryota; Viridiplantae; Streptophyta; Magnoliopsida; Poales; Poaceae.